Podospora anserina S mat+ is the source of this 726-nucleotide messenger RNA. RefSeq lists its product as uncharacterized. The transcript has 3 exons. Bases 1 to 726 code for a protein of 241 amino acids. Gene Ontology annotation, molecular function: pectate lyase activity. Lineage: Eukaryota; Fungi; Ascomycota; Sordariomycetes; Sordariales; Podosporaceae. The record is from RefSeq and is a predicted model, not a curated record. Gene Ontology annotation, cellular component: extracellular region. Gene Ontology annotation, biological process: pectin catabolic process.
AUGUUCUCCAACGCCGGACAGAUUGCUCUCACCCUUCUCGCCGCUGCCCCUACGGCAUUGGCCUGCCUGGGCUACACCGGCGGCCUUCCCAAGGCCACUGGGAAUGUGGUUCUGACUCUGACUGCGCCCAUCUACGUCAAGGCUGGUCAGGUCUACGACGGUGGCUGGCGCAAGUUUGACAGAAACCCCAGCAGCUGCAAUGGCCAGAGUGAAGGUGGUGAGAAGGACACCGCUUUCGUUGUUGAGCGUGGUGGUACUCUCCGCAACGUCAUCAUCGGUAAGACCGUCGGUGAGGGUGUCUACUGCAAGGGUGGCGGCUGCAACCUCGAGUUCAUCUGGUUCGAGGACGUCUGCGAGGAUGCCAUCUCCAUCAAGGACGACCGUCCGGGAGAUGUCACCAACAUUAUUGGUGGUGGUGCCUACCACGCCUCUGACAAGGUGAUCCAGCACAACGGCUGCGGCCGUGUCAACGUGAGUGUUCUUCGAAGCACCCCUCAUGGAACGUCCAACUCUAACAUCCUCGGUAGAUCAUCAACUUCUAUGCCGAGAACUACGAAGUGCGCCCGCGAAGUCUACGUCGAGGGUGUCACCGCCCGCAAGGGUGGCGAGGUUGUCGGCAUCACCAAGGCCAACGGUGACAAGGCCACCUUGGUGAAUGUCUGCACUGAUGCCAAGACCCCGUGCCAGAACUACAGCGGUCCUGGUGCCAAGGACGGCGCUUGCUAG